AUGGCAAUUAAAAAACGGGUGGUCACUGUCUUCGGAGCGACUGGACUUCAAGGCAACUCUGUCACUUGUUCACUCUUAAGAGACCAAGUCUCCAACUUCCAGGUCCGGGCGAACACCCGAAAUCCCGAAUCUGAGAAGUGCCAAGUGCUGCACAAACUCGGUGUGGAAGUUGUUAAAGGAAAUGGGUGGAACAAGGAUGACAUGCAGAGGGCCUUCUCUGGUUCCUGGGGAGCGUUCGUGAAUACAAAUUCCGAUGAUCCGAUCUUCAGCCAGCCCGGUGGACCUACGGAGUUUGAUCUCGGAAAGAUCGUUGUUGACGGUAUGGUUGCCGGUGGAGUGAAGAACCUUGUUCUCAGUUCCAUGAGGCCGGCUGGAGAAGCAACCGGGGGAAGGAUGAAGAUCAAGACAAUGGACAUGAAAGCCUCUAUUGCGGAAUAUGCUCAAGAAAUGGGUCAAUUUGAAACGAUCGCCUUCAUCCAUGCAGGGUGGUAUUUUGAGCUGUUUCUGUCUGAAAAGAUGGCCAAGCUUCACCAAGGAUUUCCCUAUUUCCCCGAUGCCGAGGGCUACUUGAGUCUUCACUUGCCGAAGUGGGGAAAUGACAGCGGUGCGCCCUUUAUCGCGAUCGUGGACGACUUUAGUGACCUCGUCCAUGGAAUUCUGCUUGACCCGAAACACUGGAAUGGCAAGACAAUUCAGGCUGUGAGCGAUAUUCAAUCUCUGCCUCAAUUCGUCCAAACCUUCUCCGAAAGUACUGGAAAGAAAGCACGCUAUGUCCCAUUGCCAUCUUGGCAAAGCCUUGGCGAAAGCAUUCCUGAAAUGGAAGAUGGCAGGCUGCUAUUUGCUUAUGGUGAAGCCACUAACGGCCGUUACUUUGUUGAGGACUCUUGCACCGAUGUACCUCUGGAAUUGAAAAGGCUCGCUGCUGCUGCUCAAGGAAAAGAUGCAUCAACUGUAAGUUUGGCAUCAUUGAGUUCGUGGUUUGCCAAGAAACUUGGCACAUCUCGGGCCUGA
Penicillium argentinense is the source of this 1011-nucleotide messenger RNA. RefSeq names its product NmrA/HSCARG family protein. The record is from RefSeq and is a predicted model, not a curated record. Lineage: Eukaryota; Fungi; Ascomycota; Eurotiomycetes; Eurotiales; Aspergillaceae. The coding region runs from base 1 to 1011 and encodes 336 amino acids. The transcript is spliced from 4 exons.